AUGGUGAAUAAACCUUGGAAGAUAAUUCCAAGGCCACUUCUGGAAACCGUUCUCAACAACCAUGUCCAACGCCACCGUGUUCCUCAGCCGCUUAUCCUCCACGGUCCUCGUGGCGUCGGCAAAACCACUCUAAUUCUCAACCGUCUUCUCGGAGACUGGAACAAAGGGCCUCACAUCGCCGGCUAUGUAGAUUUCGCGCAAUCGGUAACGGAACACCAUCCGGAUCACAACCAAUCAUAUCCAUGGGCGUCGUGGACCAGUGUUGACCCACCAUUGUUGUCGAAUUGCAAAACCCAGCUCGAGAAUUGCCUUGAGUCAAUGAGCCACAAAGCUAUCAAGCUCGGGAGCAUAAGCUCGCAGCAGAUAUUCACCACCAUGAACAAAUGGUACGGUCUCAACACCGCACUCCGCCGCAUACUUCAAGGAUACAACGUUGCCGUCCCGGAGAAAGUCUCCGUCUCGUUUCUCUGGGAACGAGCAGUGUAUGCGCUAUCUGUUCGACAAAAUGCCGAUGAGAUUGAUGGGUUGCUGGAAUUGGAAGAGAAAGGUAGUAGCUUGUCUGUGGAAGAGGCUUCGUAUUAUAGAGAGACUGCAUUUGCGUUAAGAUUAGCGAGAGAGGUUAUAAGGAUGCACCAAGGUUGGAGAGCCGAUGCCAUUGCCCAUCUGAAUCGAACUAAGGGGUUUUCGAAAACAUUAGCAAAUUCAUCUACUGACUGGCCUUUGCUAAUGCUCGAGCUGUUGUCACAAGCUGCAGAGAUUGGUUUCUUCCAGCCUAAGCUGGUGUUGAACAACAUUGAAAUCUUGAAGAGUGCUGUUCAGACUGAAGAUUCAAGUGUCUCAGCGUCAAUGUACCAUGACAAUCUUGUGUGGAGGAUAAUAGCGUUAGGUGCCAACGAGCGCUGUUUACCUGUCCUAUUUGUGACUUCGGAUAGCUACUACUCAUAUCAAGCCUUUGUUGACUAUGGGUUUCCAGACAUUUUCAUCUCUCGUGAGACAUUUGGAUGGACUCCUCAAGAAGCCAAGUUACACAUGGUUCCUGAUUACUUCAGUGCUUCGGAGUGGACAAUCAUUGCUGAUGUUCUUGGUGCCAAUUCCCGGCAUCUAUUCGAGCUUUAUGCGCUAAAGCAAAGUAAUCAUUACCAGAGUUUGAUGGGGAACAAAGCAGGUACAAUUGAAGAUAUUGUGGAUGCAUACUUGGCAUAUUUACAAGUUGCUGUGGUUAAUCCUGCAAUGGAAAAAGCUUUGUUGCGGCUUCAACGGUAUGCUGCUGAUGCACGAAAGGGAAACAUUCCGGCUGAAAAAUUACGUUUUGGUGCUGCAUGGAGGCAUCCGCCGCCGACUGAGGAUCCCACUGUGUGCUCUGAGUGGGCUAAAAUUCAGCUAAUGGAUUUUGUCCAAGCUCUUGUCAACACAGAAUUUGCAGUAAAUUAUUUGGGUGACUAUAGCCUUGAGAUCUUUGAAGACCCUUCUGCAAUGGCUUUAGUUGAGGUUGGGAUACUGUAUACUCAGCGAGAUCCGUCUUUUUUCCGUCCAAUAUCUCAAGGCGUUAAAAGAUGCUUUGUUAGAUGGCUCAUCCAAGAGCGAAUGAAGAUGAGUUAUUGGACCUCAACCAAAUAUUGGUGGCAAAGAAUCAUACGUGGUCGUUAUUACAAGCACUUGAUGCUUGGCUACAGAACAUAG
Molecule: messenger RNA, 1680 nt
Organism: Microthlaspi erraticum
Lineage: Eukaryota; Viridiplantae; Streptophyta; Magnoliopsida; Brassicales; Brassicaceae
Source: the annotation of a GenBank genome assembly